GGCCCGGCGCGGGAGGCGGAAGUGCCGCGGGCCGCCGCCUCCGUCCCGGCUGCUGCCCCCGCCGGUUACAUAACUCGUUUCGGGCCCCGCGCGGCCCCUCUUCCCGGCUCCCGGCCGCCCCAGGAUGCGCUGAGCUCCACGGCACCCUCCGCUGCCGCCGGCUCCCGCCCGAGGUGUGAAUGACAGAGGUGGUGCCGUCCAGCGCCCUCAGCGAGGUCAGCCUGCGUCUGCUGUGCCAUGAUGACUUAGACACGGUGAAGCACCUGUGUGGAGACUGGUUCCCCAUCGAGUACCCAGAUUCAUGGUAUCGGGACAUCACCUCCAACAAGAAGUUCUUCUCCCUCGCUGCCACGUACCGGGGUGCCAUCGUGGGAAUGAUAGUGGCUGAAAUCAAGAAUCGGACCAAGAUACAUAAAGAGGAUGGAGAUAUUCUAGCCUCCAAUUUCUCUGUGGACACCCAAGUUGCGUACAUUCUCAGCCUGGGCGUGGUGAAGGAGUUCCGGAAGCAUGGCAUUGGUUCCCUGUUACUUGAGAGCCUGAAGGACCACAUCUCCAGCACGGCCCAGGACCACUGCAAAGCCAUCUACCUGCACGUGCUCACCACCAACAACACGGCGAUCACCUUCUACGAGAACAGGGACUUCAAGCAGCACCACUACCUGCCCUACUACUACUCCAUCCGGGGGGUGCUCAAGGAUGGCUUCACCUAUGUCCUCUACAUCAACGGCGGCCACCCUCCCUGGACGAUCUUAGACUAUAUCCAGCACCUGGGCUCAGCGCUGGCCAACCUGAGCCCCUGCUCCAUCCCGCACCGGCUCUACCGGCAGGCGCACAGCCUGCUCUGCAGCUUCCUGCCAUGGUCCAGCAUCUCCUCCAAGGGUGGCCUCGAGUACAGCCGGACCAUGUGAGGCCGGCUGGGCAGCCUCCGCGGGGCCCCACGCCUGCCUGCCCUGCCAUCUGACACAGGCGUGGGUGGCCACCGGCCCAGUGUUCUCCGGGCCCGGGGGCAGCACAUGGUGGGGUGCGCCCGGUCCCCAACAGGCUCCUCGGCCCUCUGGGAACCGCCGCUGCCCAAGCCUUCUCGCCUCUGCGUGCACUGAGCCAAAGGGCAGGAGGGUUCUGCUCACCAGCCCUCCACUGCAGGGCCAUCCCUUCCAACACCUUCCUCCCAGCACUUGCUGGGAAUAAGUAUCCUGGACACCAGUGACGCUGACAGCGCCUCAGAACCAGGGACCACAUAGAGGACAGAGUGCGCAGACACCUGGUGGACCUGGUCGCUUGGGCUCAGCACCCGGACAAGGACAGGGGUCCUGCUUGCUGCCUAGUGCAACUCUGGUUGGGGGUCAUGGCAGGUCCUGUGCCACAGAGCUGCCCCAGGAACCAGACUGAGAGGUGCCUCAGGGGGCACCCAGCUCCCCAUGGAAAUAGGAGGAAGCCUGGGAGCUGUUGGCCUCGGGCCGGGGACAGUCCUGCGCCUGUGUCCCUCCACUUCCAGAGACACAUGAGAGGCGAUGCACUCGCUCUUGCUCCCCUGUACCCCGCACCCCAACGGUUUGCUGUCUGCUGUCCUGGGUGGUGGGGGCCAGGGCUACAGUCCCGGGGUCACAGUUCUCACGCCAGACUGAGGGGCAGAGACAGGCACAGCUGGGCAUCAUGACAGAGUCCUUCCCUUGUCCCCACCUCCUGGCCACGCGUGAAGGUGAGCUGCCCUGGGCCCUGACCUCAGCUUCGUGUUGGGACCAGGCUGGUGGCUGCUAAUCCCAAUCAAUGGUGAUCAUGUGAUUUUUCUUCUACCCCAAGGGAAGUGUCUUCUAGAGGGUUCUGCCUUGGACAUUGGUAAUUGAGCUCACAGGCCUAGCCCUGCCCCGCUCCCUCAUCCCUGCGCCCCACUCUGUCACUGUGCCCAGCCUAGAGUUGAAUGGAUCAUAGCAUCUGGUCUAACAAAU
Molecule: messenger RNA, 1946 nt
Organism: Sorex fumeus (smoky shrew)
Lineage: Eukaryota; Metazoa; Chordata; Mammalia; Eulipotyphla; Soricidae
Gene: NAA60
Product: N-alpha-acetyltransferase 60, NatF catalytic subunit
Exons: 7
Coding region: 180-908 (242 amino acids)
Biological process (GO): N-terminal peptidyl-methionine acetylation
Cellular component (GO): Golgi membrane
Molecular function (GO): protein-N-terminal amino-acid acetyltransferase activity; histone acetyltransferase activity
Source: RefSeq, a predicted model, not a curated record